Molecule: messenger RNA, 7994 nt
Organism: Cuscuta epithymum
Lineage: Eukaryota; Viridiplantae; Streptophyta; Magnoliopsida; Solanales; Convolvulaceae
Source: the annotation of a GenBank genome assembly
UUGAAAUCCCUAAUGAGUAGUCAAACGUGAUAUUAAAAGCCAAAGGCUAGGACCUGCGUGUCUAACCUUCGAUCAGCAGCCGUCUUUCUCCCCAAAAGAGUUUUCAUUACUUUCAAAUUGUGAUCAAAGCUUUUCCUAGUUCAUCAAAUCUCAAACAUUUCAAAAAAGAGCUUACUGGAAGACGUUAUCAGGGUGCCACAGUUAUUUGAGUAAUUUGAGUUCAGCUUCUAUCAGAUACUAAGGGUAAGGCCAAGGCCUAGGAAGAUGAUGAGAGAGUGGAACGCGUGCCAAGAUGAGUUAACGAGAACGACCUUGGCGGCUUCUAGCCAGAUAUUAUUUUGUUUUCAGGAUUUCAGUAUUAUAAUAAAGUGAUAAAUAUUACUUUAUUUUUUUAUUUAAGGAUUUGAAGUUCAGUAAAUUCCUGGAUCCAGGUGGUUAUCACAUUUGCUGGUGAUAACUAUUAUUUAUUGAGUUUUUAUCAAGAGUUAUACUUUAAUUAUAUUUGAGAAUAUAUCAGGGUUAUUUUCUUAAAUAGACGGCCGUUAUUUGCAGUUAUUUUUAAAAGUAGUCAGUUAGUGUAACGUUUCCUUUAACCCUGAGAGGGGCGUUACAACAUUACUCUUUAGUCAUUAAGGUUAGAGUAGUGGAAACCUAUAAGUUUAUAAUGGGUUUGAGAAAUUAGACCUUUAUUUUUGUAUUUUUGUAUUUGUAACCAACUUAAGUAUUAAUUUCGGGCUUCAAAAUGGUAAUGUAUACAAUUUUAAUUGUAUUAGAAUUAAAAGUAAUUGUUGAGUAGGGAGUCGGUACGGUAUUUAUACCGGUAUACCGCGGUAUUUGAAAACAUUUAAUUACCGUUACCGUACCGAAAUAGAUAGGUUCGGUAGGAUACCGUACCGAAAAUGACGGUAUACUAAUAUUUCGGUAUUUUGCGUUAUUUUUCGGUACGAUAAGUGUGAUAUAAUAUUAUUCUGUAUUUUUUCCCACUCCUAGUUCACGUAAUUGCCGCCCUCAGAAGGCUCAGUGCGUUCAAAAGUCAAAACCAAAAAUAAUCAAUCUUUCAAAAUCAUCCAAAUCCUCUUAACUAAGAGCUCAUUUCAUAAUAACCAAAUCAAUGAAUUUCAAUCACCCGAUGCAAUUAAAACUAAAGGUCUUUUCAGCUUCUUCCAUCCGCGCUUUAAAUAAGCGCGGAAGUCGCCUGAUCAAUUCCAUAUUUCCAUUUUCUUUUUCCGAUUAAAAAUCUUACGCACAAGGGAGCUGUGUUCAUGGCGGCGGUCAAGCAAGAGCCCGUAGUAUUAUCCCUGAAGCUAUUGGUAGAUGACAAAAUCAACCGAGUUGUCGCUGCCGAAGCAAGCAAAGAUUUUGUGGAUAUACUUUUCAGCUUUCUCACCUUCCCCAUGGGAACCAUUAUCCGGGUCAUCACCAGCAGCUCUGAUAUAGUAUAGCUAAAUAAACCAGCUUAUCGGUUAACACAAUUGUACGGUUAACUAAUAGUUAGUUAGUUUGUUACAUGUAUAGCUAUAUCAAUAAGUCUGCUACGCAAAAACAUUCAUUCUGAUUGAUUCUUGAAUAAAGUUCCUUCCAUCUCCUUUCUCUCUUACUCUAUCUUACUAUGUACACAUAUUGAUCUCGAUUUACUCUUCUCCAUUUAUGAGCUGAAUCCUGAUCAAUAUCAUUGGUAUCAGAGACAUUGCAGAAUUCUGAGAUCGGUAAAUCACCUAUUCAGAAUCCUGGCACCUGCGAAGAAGCAAGUUACGCUGCAUCAGUUGAAAAGCAUCAUGGGGGAUCGAGUGAAUUUGUUAGAAAAGAAGUUCGAUGAACAAUCUCUUGUUUUGGGAGAAAUUUUACAGAUGAUGAAGAAUCAGAAAAAACAACCUGAAGGAGCUGUAGACCGUGAGUUUUCUGACGAUGACAAGGAGAACUCUCCUCAAAUUGGGGAACAGUCCAGGUUUAAUCAUAAAAUUCAUCAUCGCACCUUCGGUUUUUCCCCUAAACUGGAAUUUCCUACAUUUGAUGGUAAUAACCCUAGAAUCUGGUUGAAGAAAUGCUUGAAAUACUUUAAACUCUGUAAUAUUUCGUAUGAGCAACGAGUUGAUAUUGCCAGCAUGUUCUUGAAUGGUAAGGCUGAAUUAUGGUUCAAUAGCUAUCUGAUGGGAAAGAAUCAUGUGGUGUGGGAAGAUUUUGUGGUUGAUAUUUGUGCCAGAUUUAAAGAUGAAAUAGGAAUGAAUGCAGUAGAAGAGUUUAAUAAACUGCAACAAUCUGGAACAUUAGAUGCGUAUAUUGAUGAGUUUGAAAAUCUGAAAAGCUUGAUGAUACAGAAGAAUCAUAUCUUGCCUGAUCAAUAUUAUCUUGAUAGUUUUAUUGGAGGGUUGAAACCUGUCAUUAAACCUUUUGUUAAGGCUUUCAAACCACAUACUCUGGCUACUGCUAUUGAAUAUGCUAGAUUACAGGAAGAAAUGGUGACUGCAUCCAAGAAUUCAUCUGCAAUCAAACAUGUGGGCUCUCAGAAUAAUACCAGACAGUUCACCAAGCCUUUGCUACCCACUCCUAAUUUCAGUAAGGCUUCUUCUUCAACUUCAGUUUCAAAUUUGAAGCAGGGCAGAUAUAUCAGUGCUGCAGAAAGAGCUGAGAGGCAAAAGAAGGGAUUAUGUUACUUCUGUGAUGAGCUCUAUGAUAGAAACCACAAUUGUAAGAUGAAACAGACACAGAUUUUUACUGUAGAAAUAUUAGGAGAAGAUGCUGAGGAGGAUAAUAUUUCAACAGAAAAUAGUGAUGAAGAGAUCAUUCUGGAAGAACCUUACAUUUCAGUAAAUGCUUUAUGGGGAAAUCAAGGUUUCCAAACCAUGAGAGUUACUGGAUUUUCUGGGAAGAAACCUAUUCACAUUUUGAUAGACUCAGGAAGUACUCACAACUUUCUGGAUCAGAAUGUGGCCAUCAAAAUGGGAUGCAAAUUAGACUCAAUUGCACCACAAGCUGUAGCUAUUGCAGAUGGCAAUCAUUUGCCUUGUCAACUAGCUUGUAAAGAGUUUUCUUGGAGACUGCAGAAUACUGAAUUUAAAACUGAUGCCCUGAUAAUUCCUCUUGGUAAUUGUGAUAUGGUGCUGGGAAUUCAGUGGUUGAGCACCUUGGGAACAGUUAAAUGGAAUUUUAAAGAAUUACAGAUGGAAUUCUCAUUCCAAGGGAAGAAACAUGUCCUGAGGGGAUUGAAACCCACACUGAAAGUCACUCAGCAAAAGCCUUCAAUUCAUAUGCUUGAGAAUGCAUCUCAAAGGUACCUACUAAAGAUAUCUCAUAUUUCUGAGAAUAUUCCUGAAGAUAGCCUCUAUUCUAUGGAAUAUAAGACUGAUAUGGCAGAAGGUUUAGAUCCAAUAAAACUAUUACUAGAUCAGUUUGGAGAAAUUUUUGAAGAACCGAAAGGAUUGCCACCUAAAAGAGGGAUAUAUGAUCAUAAAAUUCCUCUCCUAACUGGUACACAGCCUGUCAAUGUAAGACCUUAUAGAUACUCUCUUAAACAGAGGGAUAUCAUUGAAAAGGUAAUACAAGAAAUGCUACAGCAAGGAAUAAUACAAAAUAGUACCAGCCCAUUUGCAUCCCCUGCAGUUUUAAUCGGCAAGAAGGAUGGAUCUUGGAGGCUAUGCAUUGAUUACAGAGAACUUAAUAAGAGGACAGUUAAGAAUAAAUUUCCUAUUCCAGUAGUAGAUGAGUUGAUUGAUGAAUUGGCUGGAUCUAAAAUCUUCUCCAAAUUGGAUUUAAGGGCAGGCUACCAUCAAUUAAGGAUGAAUGAUGAGGAUGUGUUUAAGACUGCCUUUAAAACACAUGAGGGCCACUACGAGUUUUUGGUUAUGCCCUUUGGGCUUACCAAUGCCCCAGCCUCUUUUCAAGCAUGGAUGAACCACAUUUUCAAACCUUUGCUAAGAAAAUGUGUUUUAGUCUUCUUUGAUGACAUUUUAGUCUACAGCCCAGAUAUAGAAACUCAUGUGAAACAUUUGAAGAAUGUUUUUGAGCUUAUGAAGGAGAACAAAUUGUUUGCAAAAAGGACUAAAUGUGCUUUUGCUAUUGACAAAAUUGAGUAUUUGGGUCAUUUCAUAUCUGGGGAAGGGGUGCAAACAGAUGACAGAAAGGUACAAGCUGUUAAAGAAUGGCCUAUUCCAAAAAACUUGAAAGAGUUGAGAAGUUUCUUGGGCCUAGCUGGUUACUACAGGAAAUUUGUAAGAAACUAUGCUACAAUCAGUCAACCUCUCAAUCAAUUGAUGAAGAAAGAAGGCUUCAAAUGGAAUACAUUAGCUGCAAUUGCUUUUGAAGAACUUAAAAAAGCAUUAUGUUCAGCCCCGGUUCUUUCAUUACCAAACUUUCAAAAAAGGUUUGUCAUUGAAACAGAUGCUUCUAAUGUAGGUAUAGGAGCAGUGCUUAUGCAAGAGGGGCAUCCAUUAGCAUUUAUAAGUAGGAGUUUGAGUACUAAAUGGCAAAAGCUAUCCACUUAUGAAAAGGAACUACUGGCCAUAGUUUUUGCAGUUCAGAAAUGGGAGCAAUACCUCACUGGGCAGAGUUUUAUAAUAAAAACUGAUCAGAAAAGUUUAAAAUGGUUGUUACAACAGAAGGUAUCCACCCCUUUUCAACAUUUCUGGUUAUCCAAAUUGAUGGGAUUUACAUAUGAGAUCGAAUACAAGGCAGGAAAAGAAAAUGUAGCUGCAGAUGCCUUAUCCAGAAAAGAAGGAAGUGAGAUUUUGUGUAUGGCAUUAACUGAAAUAAAAUCUGACUUGGUUAAAUUGAUAAAGGACAGCUAUACUAAGGAUGUAUUCCUAAGUGAGUUAGAACACAAGUUACAGCAAGGGAAUGUUGAUAUACCUCAUUAUCAAUGGCAGCAAGGAUUCAUUACAAAGAAAGGGAAAAUAUUGAUUGGGCCAGAUGAAGAGGUGAAGAAACUCAUAUUAGAAUGGAUGCAUAGCUCGCCAGAGGGAGGUCACUCUGGAAGAGAUGCCACAACACAGAGAGUGAAGAGAUUAUUUACAUGGAAGGGACUACACAGAGAUGUUAAUCACUUCAUUAGACAUUGUACAAUCUGUCAAGCUAAUAAAUAUGAUUCUUCAUCAUAUCCAGGUCUGCUCCAACCACUUCCUAUUCCUGGGGAAGUAUGGAAGGACAUUUCUAUGGAUUUCAUAACAGGUCUGCCAAAAUCUCAAGGGAAAGAAGUCAUAUUUGUAGUGGUGGAUAGACUGAGCAAAUAUGCUCAUUUUAUGGCUUUAUCUCAUCCAUUUACUGCAGUUGAGGUAGCACAAGUCUAUUUGGAUCAAAUAUUCAGAUUACAUGGGUGGCCCAAUAGCAUAGUUAGUGAUAGAGAUAGUGUCUUUUUGAGUCAAUUUUGGCAAGCAUUGUUCUUAAUUCAAGGCACAGAAAUCAGAUUAUCUUCUGCCUAUCAUCCUCAAACGGAUGGACAAACGGAGGUAGUUAAUAGAUGCAUUGAGUCUUAUCUCAGAUGUAUGUGCAGUGAUAAACCUAAAGAAUGGUCCAUCUGGUUAGCAUUGGCAGAAUGGUGGUACAAUACUACAUAUCAUACUGCCAUUAAAAUGACUCCUUAUGAGGUUGUGUAUAACCAACCUCCUCCUAUUCAUCUACCUUAUAUGCCUGGAGAAACAACAGUAGACAGUGUGGACAGAAGCAUGCAAAGAAGGGAGAAAAUGAUUCAAUUGGUUAAGCAGCAUUUACUCAAGGCUCAACAAAGGAUGAAAAUGCAAGCUGACAAAAGAAGAUCUGAGAGAUCUUUUGCAAUUGGGGAAUGGGUGUGGCUGAAAUUACAAGCAUACAGACAGCAUUCUGUACAGCAGAGAGUUAAUCAAAAGCUUGCUCCUAAAUAUUAUGGACCAUUCCAAAUAGAAGAUACUAUUGGAAAAGUUGCCUAUAAGCUCAAAUUGCCUGACAGUGCUAAAAUCCAUAAUAUUUUCCAUGUUUCUCAGUUGAAGAUAUUCAGAGGGAAACUACCUGCUUUGUGUCAUAUACCUCUAUGGAUGCAAGGGAAUACCAUGGAAAGGGAUAUUAAACCAGAAGAGGUGUUGGACAAGAGGAUAGUGAAGAGACAGAAUGCAGCAGCAGUGCAGUAUCUAAUUCAAUGGGAAGGAUGUUCAGUAGCAGACGCAACCUGGGAAUUUUAUGAUCAUUUGUUGAAAGAAUUCCCUGAAUUUAUGGCCAAGGUGUCUGAAGAAGCAUAAAGACUUGAGGACAAGUCUUUUCCAAUGGAGGGAGAUAUGAUAUAGUAUAGCUAAAUAAACCAGCUUAUCGGUUAACACAAUUGUACGGUUAACUAAUAGUUAGUUAGUUUGUUACAUGUAUAGCUAUAUCAAUAAGUCUGCUACGCAAAAACAUUCAUUCUGAUUGAUUCUUGAAUAAAGUUCCUUCCAUCUCCUUUCUCUCUUACUCUAUCUUACUAUGUACACAUAUUGAUCUCGAUUUACUCUUCUCCAUUUAUGAGCUGAAUCCUGAUCAAUAUCAAGCUCUGCGGAGGAGAAAACUGAAACUGCAGUAAAAAUAGGGUGUAUGAACAACAUAUACGAAAGCGUUCAAAACCUAAGUAGCGAGUACUGGCAGACAGAACACUGCAAGAACAUGGUUCUCAAUCCCAGAAAUCCCCUUGCUCCGUACUGCAAGAAUUUGAAGAUUAAUAUUGACGAUUCUGGGUCCGAAUUCACUUAUGGCUGUGUCUGGUGCAAACCAUAUCAUAGCAUUUACAAAAAAGUUACCUGCAAAUGUAGCAUGGGGAUGAUCACAAAAGAGAAGUCCGUUGUUUCGAAUGCAUCAGGUCAUGAAGGAGCCUUUUUGAAGGGAGGAAUAGCUUUCUUAAUCACUGACGAUUUACAGGUCAGGCCUGCCUCUCCUGAAUUUCUUGCUCAACUCAUACCCGACACAAGUUCAAACCAUUCGAGCAGACUCAGGGAGGUGUGUGUUGAAGUUUCCAAGGCUGAGCUAAUCUGUCUGCUUGCUCGAUCACUGAUUUCGGAGUCCCCUAUAAGUGACGUCUUUCUUGUUAAAGAUCCUGCAUUUGGAACCUUGGGAACCCAAAUGAAGGCGUCUAAACUCGGGACUACUGUUUCAUUAUCAGCUGAUGCCCCACAUGAGACUGCUGAGCAGAAUGGUCCUAGCCUGAAUCUUAAAUUGAGGUGUGUCAAGUCUACAAACAAGAUAUUGUUUUGCGAAGCAACGGACGAGUUCUUUGAUUUCCUGUGCAGCUUUCUGACCACUCCUAUUGGAUUAAUGGUACAUGUUUUGAAAGGACAAUCAGGGCUAAAAUGUAUGGAUAACUUGUACAAGAGUAUGGUGGAGUUGGAUCAGAAGUGGUUUCGUUCCUCAAAUAAGAGUGGCUUACUUGACCUUCGUAUUGCGCAAGAUCAUAACUGCAAGAAGCAGCUUAUCAAAUCUUUCCGUACCGAACCUUUAGAUAGGUAUCUCAUAAACCCAAGGGACAGCGAUAGUUUUGCUGUGGAACCAUCAGUUUUCUUGGUUCACGAUGAUUUUGAAGUGAAGCCUCUCUCUGUUUCUUCCAGUUACCUCUUGCUAAAUGGAUUGCAAAUGUCCUUCAACCAGACCGAGGUGCAAUGGGUCACUGUUGGUAUGAAGGAAGCUCUGAGCUUACUGAAGGCUGCUCUUACAUCACCAUCAUCUGCUCUUACAAUUGGCUUAGGCCCCUACUUGCAGAAGGAAAAGCCCUAGCACCAACAUCAAGAUAAUGUCCCUUAAAUCCCAGGGAGAGCUUCAAGUUGUUAAAUGAAAGCAUUGGAAGUUGAGUUAUAUUUAUCCAGUAUUUCCAUUAUCCCAAUUCCCAAGAACUUUAUUCAAAGUAUUUUAUUUCUUGCUCUGGGUAUCUUUUUUGUACAUUGGUGUCCUAUAUAACCCUUUAUAUAAGCUCACUUCAUUUAUUUGAUUCUGUCAUCUUCAUUAUUGUUAGAAAUAAUCAAAUUUUCUAAUGAUCAUAUAACUCUUUCCUUUGGCAAAAGGUUCAAGCAACUUAG